CGACUAGUAGGAAUUAUGAAAUUGGCGUUAACGGCGUUAACGACAUCCGAGUGUAUUGCAUGGGUAGUCCCGAACUUGCUGCGCUGACUUUAUCGCUUUUAGAUGACUCUCAUGUAUUUGUUGACACUGUGCUGAAAUAUGCUUCAGCUAAAGAUAGUUAUCAGGAACCUCUUCAGCAAGACACAAAAAUUGAUUUUUUUGAACGCAUUAUUCUGUGCAACAGCCUUGUGUGGAGCUGUGCUGUCACAGGUAAACCAGGACUCACAUAUCAGGAAGCACUGGAAUCAGAGAAGAAAGCCAGACAGAAUCUUCAAAGUUUUCCAGAGGCACUCAUCAUUCCAGUUCUCUACUUGGCAACCCUUACCCAUUGCUCCCGACUGCAUGAGAUCUGUGAUGAAAUCUUUGCUUAUGUCAAGGAUCGUUAUUUUGUUGGUGAAACAGUGGAAGUAGUUAGAAAUAAUGGUGCAAGGUUGCAGUGUAAGAUUUUGGAAGUCAUAGCUCCUGCCCAUCACAAUGGAAUGGCAAAUGGCCACGCCAGCAGCACUGACGGAGACACAAUUGUCAUCAGUGACAGUGAUGACUCAGAAACGCACAAUAGCUCUGCACAAAAUGG
Molecule: messenger RNA, 613 nt
Organism: Nestor notabilis (Kea)
Lineage: Eukaryota; Metazoa; Chordata; Aves; Psittaciformes; Psittacidae
Product: bromodomain adjacent to zinc finger domain protein 1A-like
Exons: 5
Biological process (GO): chromatin remodeling
Source: RefSeq, a predicted model, not a curated record